CUCACGCGCGGCCCGGCGCACUAUUCGCGCAGCAUCGCAUCGCGUCCAAAACAGUCCCGGCGAUCUCCCUCUCGUAGAUGCAGCAGCUACUCGCAGACUCCCAUCAAAUCGCCGGACGCUGUCAUCGUCCGUCCUGACACCACCAACACCACCGCAUCAGUUCAGUGCUCCCAACGACGCACCAGUGUUUUUUUCACGAAUUUUUCUUCGUCUUCCACCUUCACCUUCGAAUUGCGCCGAAUCGACAAGCUUGUGAGAGAGGCCCGAGAGGAUCGCAACGCUAGUACGCCGGCGUACGCGCAAAAGUGAAAAGUGUUGUAAAUUGUAACAUAGCAGCUGAAAAAUUGCGGUGACUAUUAUAUAUCUCGCUCGAGUUGAAGCAGGAGGCUGCUGCUGCUGCUGACACACGUACGGCCGGUUUCCUGCGAGCAAGAUAACCCACUAGUAACAAAGAAGCACGACAAUGGCGUCGGCGGCUGCGGAGCUGGUGGUGGAGCGGGAGCCGGAGCCUAGAGUGGACGCGAGUAGCCUCGUGGUCGACGCCAACCGGACGUUCGUCGGCGCCGAGGGUCUUGUCCGUAUGGCCCUCGACCAGUACACCGAGAUCCUGACCACAGUCUCGGAUCCCAGGGUCAGCAACUGGCCCCUGAUGGACUCACCCAUACCGACCUUCCUCAUCGUCGUGCUGUACCUCUACAGCGUCACCCUUCUGGGACCCAGACUCAUGGCCAACCGCAAGCCCUUCCAACUGAGGAAUAUUCUGGUCGCUUACAAUGCGUUCCAGGUUAUAUUCUCGUUGGGAAUGUUGUAUGAGCAUCUGAUGUCGGGAUGGCUACUGGACUACAGCUACAAGUGUCAGCCCGUCGACUACUCGCACAAUCCGUUGGCUCUGAGGAUGGCCAACCUCUGCUGGUGGUACUUUAUCAGCAAGUUCACCGAGUUUGCCGAUACGAUAUUCUUCGUUCUGAGGAAGAAGGACAGCCAGGUGACGUUCCUACAUCUGUAUCACCACUCGCUGACGCCCCUGGAGACCUGGAUCUGCGUAAAGUUCAUCGCCGGCGGCCAUGGAACCCUCGGAAAUCUCAUCAACAAUGCCGUACACGUGGUCAUGUACUUCUACUACAUGCUCGCCGCCGCCGGACCUGAGUACCAGAAGUACCUCUGGUGGAAGAAGCACCUCACCACCGUUCAGCUGGUGCAAUUCUUCCUGGUGUUUGUGCACAGCGCCCAGGCCUUGGUCUUCGACUGCGGAUACCCCAAGCUCGUCGCCGCUCUUCUCCUACUUCACUCGACGAUCUUCUUCGUCCUCUUCUACGACUUCUACCUGCAGGCCUACCGCAGGAGGCAGCAAACCGCCAACAAGCAGCUCAAGUCCGAGUAGAGCGUCACUUUAUCGACCAAGACCAGAAAAAAACAAGACAAAAGAGAAAACAAAAUGACGUGACAGUAAAUAAAAAAGAAGUAUGGAGAGCUACGGUAACUCCAUUCAUCGGUCCCGUCGACGACCUGCAAGCGAUAAAACAAACGCGUAUACAGUUGAAUAGCGAAAUUUUCAAGGUUAUGUAGGUUAUGUUAAGAGGGUAGAGGGUGCGCGCGCCGCCGACGGGACCGCGCGCGGGUUUUUUUUUUACUUUUUUCGUUCGCGUGCAAUCUAGUCCUCGCGCCGACGCGAUUUUUUUCUGUACGAAGGGGGCGCGUCGGAGAGCUCGCGAAUUUCUGGGAUAGGAGGAACCACGGAGAGCGCGAAGGAGUGGCAGGGGUCCUCGCGUUCGCACUGAUAAUCUUUUGUGUACAAUUUUUACUCUUUUUCUUAAAGUUUCGUAUAUAUCAUGCGUCUUCUUUACUUUUUGGGAUCGAGAAAUUUGUUGUAAGAAGAUCCGUCUUCUGUCUGAUCUUUUUCUUCACUCGAUUGCGCCAUAUAUAUGAAUUUGACUAAGUCUUAUUGGGACUUUUCUGCUCUGAUAUACUAUCUCGUGUAAGUAAUCGUAAAUCGCUGUUGCAGAAGAAGCGAUGGAAAUUAUUUGUAGAAACCAAAUAAUUUUACAUUGCUGUAUCUGUGUUUGUCAAAUGCAAAGAAUAAAUAAACGUCGGUAAAGUAGGACAGACCAAAGUAGCUUUGGUGACGUUCCGUUUUUACCGACUGUGCAUUUCACCAACACAUAAUCGGGACACGCAUACCAAUCUCUGUGUGAUUGAAAACUCAAUUAUAAAAUUGUAAGAACGCGUGCUACGAUACUUCUUUCGUAGAGUGGUUUUGUCCAUGAUAAUUUUUCUUAACACGAUGUAAAUAGAGGAUAAGGAGAGUUUAAUGUUUUUACUAUAGAGAAUAUAAAUUAGUUUUAUUGUCUCAAAAACUUUUGUACGAUAUCAAGUUAUAAGAAGUACUUAUUUGGAGAGAUUUUUAAGCAUACUCAUAUUUAAUCAGUGUAAUUAGAGAAUAUUUGAAGCGUACUAUUUAUUGUUUUGGAUGUAAACUUCACGUUCCGCAGCAACGUAAAGUUAACGCAAUCUUCGAAUUCGAUUAAGCUCAAAUAAGUAUCUAGAACAUUAUUAAAAUUGUGCCCACAUUUAAUAUCAACAUAUUAUGUCAAUAACCAUAACAAAAUCUUACUAUUGUACAACAUCCCUCGAAAAAGUACACAUUUAUCUUAAUGUAUCUUAUCAUACAUAGCGAUGUAAGGGAGCAUAAUUUAACGGAUACAAAGUAUAUAUAGAGGAGAUCAAAAGCAACAUAUGUUAAAAAUAAAAUAAAAAAAUAUAUUUAUUGUUUGUCCACCAACGACUUUCUCAAUUCCACGGACAGGCUUAUUUCUUUCGCGUGCCGUGCAUUUAGAGAAGGGAACAAAGAAAUUAAAUUCUCAAUGCGCACCGAUACACGUAUUUAACUGUUGAAGACAGUAGUGAAGUCUCUGUGAAUUCAUACCUCAAAUCAAAAGAGAAAAAAGUAACCGUAUGAAAAUCCUGUGGACACUUCGGAGUUUUGUCUUUCAAUAUUCAAAUGUUUUACAUGCUGUGUUUUUUGUAGAACGAAAAACUCACCAAGCUCAAUAAGUGACAGUGAAAAAUGGUAUAAAUAAUGGAUUAGUGAGGUUGUGUCUCGAUGACAAUGAAACAAUUAUUACCUUCUUUUAUGUCUCAACUGUAUUAGGUGUACGUUUAGCUAGUAGGAUAAAUUGUGUUUGGGUUACUUAAUUCUUGGGGGUCGCUACAUAAAAGGAAAUUCUCCGUCGCGAUUGCGGACGAACGUUUUUGUAGAGUGAGGCAACAUCGUUGUACUUUUCGGGUAUGCUAAGUGUUUGAUUUGAAAAAUUGCUCGUAUACACAAUGUGUGUAUGUACAAUGUAACUUGCGCCGAGGGAAUUGAAAAUUUCGAGAAAAAAAUCAUCAGCAAUAUCUGUGCACGUUCAUAAUUAAUCCACUGUAUUAUUAUAAACGUAUCGCGCCGUGAAAGCCAAACUAAGUUAUGCAAUGUAACAGACAUAUAUAUAUAUAUAUAUAUAUAUAUAUAUAUAUAUGUAUAGUGUAUAUAAAAAAACCCACUGUAAUGAUUUUUGAGGAUAAUAAUUAGAGCAGGAGAAUAAAUUAUGUACAUGAAUAUGUUACACACUGGUUCUUCGAAAGAAUGCAUCUGCAAUAUAUGCUACUGUGACAUUUUUUUUUCGCUCAGAGCGCGCGUGGAAGUGAUAUCAUCCUCGUGUGUGUAUAUCGUGCUGGAAAAUGUGUUCAGAUGUAUUUACGAUACGGAUCACGCGAGUCUCAAUGUAUCUGAUAGCCAACGAUUUUAUUAAAUUUUUGUAUGUAUUUCUAGAGUUUAAUUAAAAAAUAAUAUUACAAAUCAAGGAUU
Molecule: messenger RNA, 3844 nt
Organism: Nasonia vitripennis (jewel wasp)
Lineage: Eukaryota; Metazoa; Arthropoda; Insecta; Hymenoptera; Pteromalidae
Product: elongation of very long chain fatty acids protein 7
Exons: 5
Coding region: 464-1381 (305 amino acids)
Biological process (GO): fatty acid elongation, monounsaturated fatty acid; sphingolipid biosynthetic process; fatty acid elongation, saturated fatty acid
Cellular component (GO): endoplasmic reticulum membrane
Molecular function (GO): fatty acid elongase activity
Source: RefSeq, a predicted model, not a curated record